AUGUCGAAUGCCACGCGGCUAUUGCUACGGCUGCCUCCUGGCUUGCGACAACACAUCCUCGAGCCAUCCCGAUCUGCAUUGAGAUUUCGUGUCACGGCCCAAAGAACAUAUGCACAAAAGGGCAGACAUUUGCCACCACCGCCAAAACCAUAUGGACUCUCCCAGGCUGCGGUCGAAGUCCCCGCCGCCAAUAAAAAACCCAGCCCGCCGGAGCCAGCAAAGUUUGGCAAACCACCACCGAUUGUGAUUCCAGGCGAGAAACAGAUGCGAGAUGCUAAGCAAAAUGUCGUUCUACUUUACACGGMCCCUAGUCAUGGGGUUUUCUAUGUCGUAUCGUAUCUUGCGGGUGGUCUUUUCAUUAUAGGUGCAUAUUCAUACUCGGAGUUGAUAUUGAAGGACAGCCCGGAUGGCUCUAAACCGCCAUGGUGGAAGAAGGCAAUCGGCGCAAUCUCUGCACUCGCUGCAGCCUCCUUUGGGACAAUGUUCCUCCUUGGACCCUUCGGAUUGAUCAAGUCGAUUGCCAUUGUGACUGCUGAAGCCAAUAUUGCCAAUGCUACGUCCAAAUACACCCGUGGACCGCGCUCAUUACGCAUCGAAGUCAAGCGGAAGCUYCCUUUCCUGAAGCCUGACAUCCUUGAAACAAACAUUACGAAUGUCGCCCUGGACAGGCGAGUACCGAUCGCCCUACAGGAUCUGAAAUUUCACUCCAUACCCAUGGCUUCCUCUGAAUCCUGGACCGCGGAUUAUUUCAAGGGUGCUGCUGAGCCAACACGGAGCAGUGGUGUCACUGCGGCUGUCAAAGGGAUUUGGCCUGCCACCAUCCGAGAAGUGCGACGCAUGUUUCUCCGGGAUCAGAUAGCGCGCGUAAAGGUCAAGGGCAACGGCAGCUUCAAACUUGACCUGCAAGGGUGCAGGAUGCUAGAGGGUGGACAGGCCCUGGAUAGGGUGCUUGCGGAGGACAUACUGUUGCAGAAAUCGCCGGUACUCUGGUUGAUGGAUUUGCUCAGAGGGUGA
This is a messenger RNA of Ramularia collo-cygni, 1014 nucleotides long. RefSeq lists its product as uncharacterized. The transcript has 2 exons. The coding region runs from base 1 to 1014 and encodes 337 amino acids. The record is from RefSeq and is a predicted model, not a curated record. Lineage: Eukaryota; Fungi; Ascomycota; Dothideomycetes; Mycosphaerellales; Mycosphaerellaceae.